AUGGACGCGAGCCGAAUCGAACAUCCGAGAGCGCUGAUGGAAAGAUGCCAUGGCCAGAAAGAGACUGUCUCGCAGAAAGAGACUGUCUCGCAGAAAGAGACUGUCUCGCAGAAAGAGACUGUCUCGCAGAAAGAGACUGUCUCGCAGAAAGAGACUGUCUCGCAGAAAGAGACUGUCUCGCAGAAAGAGACUGUCUCGCAGCAGCGAAUGAUCUGCAGCUGCUUUCACGCUGUCAUCCCCCGGCAGCGAUAUCAGGUACUGGGAGCGCUGGUACUGAGGCGAGGCAGUAAUGCCUUGCAGCUUGCUAAGCUGGCGCAUCGAACGGCGAAGACAACCCCCCUAGUGGUCAUCGGCCUGAUCCAAUCACUGUCACUCACUUUCUGCUCACUCUGCGCCGCUCUUAGCCGGACACGCACGCCUACAGCGGCCAGUGACACGUCCAAGCGCCCGCCUACAAAAGCGCGCUUCGCUCCAGCACCUCUUCCGAACUCCAAACCACUCAGCACUUCCAUCUCCGACCGCCGCUGCUCGACGACCGCCGGUGACCGCAACCGGCCACCAGUACCGCCAACGCGCGCACAAGCUCUCCCAGCACCCAUUCCAUCAGCAAGGGCCAUCGCCAGCGACAUGAAGGUGGCGCGGCCCAACACCGAUCAAGAGGCCGAGGUCCAGGUCUACAUCAACGGCGAAGCGUGUAAGGAGUUCGUGCUCCCAGCAGCAGGCAACGCAGCGCCAGCCAACAUCGCCCAAUGCUUCAUCGCCGUCAACCCAGGUGAUCAGCUCGCCAUCAAGGGCACCUUCACAGGCACUGUUUGGGCCGGAACCUUCGAUCUCGUCGCAGAUGGCUCCUUCCUCCACGAGUCCAGGGUCGAAGGUGGUGCAGAUGCGGAGCCCAAGGUGGUCAACAAACGCAAGAUUCUAUUCGAGAAAGUUCUCAACUGCCCAUACCCACCCGAGUGGAAAUCAAUUUCUCCACCUACUGCCAUGUUCGAGGGCACACUUCACACCGAGAAACUCGAAGACAACUUCGCAGACCAACACUCGGAGUGGGAGAUUCCGAUCCCAGAUUCAGACCAACCUGGUAUCGGUAGUCUGUGUCUUACGGUCAACAUCAGUCAGGACAGCAUCGCCAAGUACUUCAAGCCCGACCGCUGGAUCGACAUAGACGGUCUGAGCGACGAGCGACAGAUUAUCGGCGGCUGGAGACGACAACCAGUACAGUCUGAGCGCGAACUUCAACCCGUGAAGCCACAGAUCGUGCUCGACAGUGGCCUGACGCCGGACUGCCAGCUUGUCUUCCGAGAGAAUCCCGACGGGAGUGACGCUGGCCAAAAGCGCAGCUCAAAGCACCGCAGACACUGGCAAGAGAGUCGCCCAGGCCUAAAGCCAUGGUGCAAGUUCUGUUUCUACUACCGCACCAAGCCCGUCCUCGAGCAAGCCGGCUGCGUGCUACGCUCUGAAGAGGUGCAACAACUCGAUCCAGCCACCGACUUCAAGCCAGGAACCAAUUCAAAGGGCAGAAAGAAGAGUCGCGGAGAAGAAGAGGACGACCUGACACCACCCACCAAGAAACGCCAGACGGGACACUUCACGCCAACGAAGCAUCUUGGCGGUACGCUCGAACUUCCAAAGACCAAAGGCACGCUUGGCGGUACGUUUCGCCUCCCUGGAAAGAGCCCGUCGAAGUCACCCAGUGCAAAGGAUCCCAGGCGAAGCAAAAGCAGGGGCAUGAAUGACACAGCAUUCUUACGGGAGUUGGCAGAUUACCAAGCAGAUUACGAGCGACCGCAGGAGGAAGCAGAGAAGGAAGAGCAGUAUCGUUCUGGUGAUGAUGGCGACUUCGACAGGAACACGGACAUGGCCAACAAACAAGAUCAAGUGGAGUCAUUCAAGCGCCCGAGCAUGGCUAGGACCAAGCGGCCAGCUGCAGUAAAUUCAAGCUAUUCGAUCGAUCGCUCAGGAGAGCCUAUGAUGGUUGCCGGUAUCGACUAUGACGGUCCUCAUACGAGUCACCUCACUCGCAAUGGCUCCAUUGCACUUGGUGAUCACAAGCGCGCAUAUGACUCGCGAUCAGCUGGCCAACCACGUGCAAGCGGCGAAGUGAGCCGCCAAGUGAGGUCCGCAGAUUCUUCAAAAGCAGUGUCAGCUCGAUCAAGAACCAACUCUUCGCACAGCAACAACAUCACAUCUACCAGCAGUAACACCAAGCGCCGCCAACCCAGUAACAUGCCUGCUUACGACCGCAUUCCAACUGUAACUGAGAUCCGUAACUGUAUAUCCUCACAGGGCUGCCAUGCCGACAAGUUGAUCUGGUUCUUCAACCAGAACGGCCCAUAUCCGAAUGCGAAAAAGGUGCAAACGCACUUCCAAAACAUCAUCAACGAGAUAGCCGUUACCAACGAAGAGACGGGAAUGGUCACGCUCCGCUCGGGUAGCAACAUGCGUCCACGGCGUGACUCGAGCCGUGUAGCUACCGACCCACCUACCACCAACAAUACCCCGAUCAAUAGAAAGCAGGUCUCUGCCAGCGCAGAGCUCUUCGCUGAGUCAGUCCAGCGUGCCGAGACACGUACCGACCUCACUGAGCCAUUCAACUAUUCAGCACCUGUUGCCGACGAUCAGUCUCACUAUGAGACCACUUUGCCGGCAUCGGACACGCCCAAUAUCAAGCAGGAUUGCACCACAGAGCUGCCAGCAAACACCACCUCAGUGGCUUCAGACCGUUCCAAGAAGCGUGGCAUGCUCGAGAUGGCAGAUCACAACGACGGAGACACACCCACACCAUCCAAGAAGCACACUUUCGUCUCCAAUGAUGAUCUCGAGCAGGCACGCCUGCGCCUCGAAGCCACUAAGCAGCGCAUCGACAAUGAGCGCCGCGAAAUGCAAGUGAAGAAGGCCGAGAGGCAAGCAGAGAUUGAGCAGAAGAAACUCCUCUACGAGGCAGAGAUGGCUCGCCGUGCCGAGAAGCAGCGCAUCAAAGACGAGAAGCAACGAAUCAAGGACGAGAAGAAGCGAGCCAAGGACGAGAAGAAAGCACGCGAGGCAGAAGAAUUACGCCGCCAGGAGGAAGAGAAGCUUCGUCAAGAAGAGGAGCAACGUGCAGCUGAGGAGGCUCGUCUCAAGGAGGAGGCGGAGCAGGAGAAGCAGCGCCAGCUUGAUGCGAUCGAGUUUCAAGAGGAGCAGACGAAGAUUCUGUUUGAAGAGGAGCAGCUGAAUCUGGAGCGCGAGGAGUUGGAUGAGGCUGGCAAGUACGAUAUCCCACCAGAGAUCGAGUCAGAGUCGGAGGACGACGAUGACGAGGCGGAGGAGAGUGAAGAAGAGUAA
This is a messenger RNA of Fulvia fulva, 3324 nucleotides long. RefSeq lists its product as uncharacterized. Gene Ontology annotation, molecular function: histone binding. Gene Ontology annotation, cellular component: NuA4 histone acetyltransferase complex. The transcript is spliced from 3 exons. Lineage: Eukaryota; Fungi; Ascomycota; Dothideomycetes; Mycosphaerellales; Mycosphaerellaceae. The record is from RefSeq and is a predicted model, not a curated record. Gene Ontology annotation, biological process: regulation of transcription by RNA polymerase II; chromatin remodeling. Bases 1 to 3324 code for a protein of 1107 amino acids.